CAAACUCCCACACCCAACAUGCCGGAGCUCAACAUGGAAGACAUCCCAUACAGCGAGCUUUCGCAUGAAGAGAGACCAUACCGUUGUGCUCAGAUUGUGGCCCUCACCAAAGCCGAAAUCCCAAAGGAGAAGAUUGAGACAUUGGAGGAUAUCACUAACCGUUGGUGGAAGACAGCCUCCUACCGCGACAGCCCUCGUUCUGGACGCCCUCAGAUCCUUUCCAAACGCGAUAAGGACGAGCUCGCUUGCGGUGUUCGCACAGGGAAGUACAACAACGCCAUGAAAGCUGCUGCUGCCUUCAAUCAUGGUCCCCAAAGGGAUGUUUCAGCGGAGACAGUACACUUGUUACUGCUCAAAAGCGGAGCAAAUUGUGUUACACAGACAGGAGGAAACCGUUUCUGUUGCCUGCGGCUCGGGAAAGGCGUUACCAAUGGGCAAAGGAGCAUUUGCACUGGAGGAAGGAGGACUGGAUGCGGAUCAUCUACACCGACGAAUCGAAAUUCCAGCGUUCUGGGCCAAGACAUGUUGCAAAGGUCUAUGGAGAAUGAAUUCAUUCCUCGGAUGCAUUCUGUUGGUGGGAGUAUUUUCGUGUUUGGUGGAAUGUGCUGGUGGGGGGCCACAAAACUCGCUCGUUCGCAGGUCCCAACGGUCGACAAGUUCGUGAUGCACGACUUUGUUGAAGACUUUCUACUUCCCAAGCUUCGGGAGUUCAGAGAAGCCGACAUCAAUCUCACAAUCCAACAUGACAACGACGCCAAGUUGCACGCGCCCAACUGGGAAGAAUUCUACGAAAGGGAGGGAUAUAGAGUCCUACCCUGGCCGGCAUACUCACCUGAUAUGAACCCCAUUGAGGACUCGUGAUGCCUGAUCUCCAAACGCCUGGAAAAGCAAGCUGCGGUUGCAAAAGACCUCGAUGAACUAUGGGAGUGGACGUUGGGGGAAUGGG
Messenger RNA from Saitoella complicata NRRL Y-17804, 946 nucleotides. RefSeq lists its product as uncharacterized. Lineage: Eukaryota; Fungi; Ascomycota; Saitoellomycetes; Saitoellales; Saitoellaceae. The record is from RefSeq and is a predicted model, not a curated record. The transcript has 4 exons. Gene Ontology annotation, molecular function: nucleic acid binding. Bases 19 to 861 code for a protein of 280 amino acids.